This is a messenger RNA of Apiotrichum porosum, 2787 nucleotides long. It is a transcript of the gene MGM1, whose product is annotated as dynamin-like GTPase mgm1. The record is from RefSeq and is a predicted model, not a curated record. Gene Ontology annotation, cellular component: cytoplasm; membrane; microtubule. NCBI's taxonomy places the organism in Eukaryota, Fungi, Basidiomycota, Tremellomycetes, Trichosporonales, Trichosporonaceae. The coding region runs from base 1 to 2787 and encodes 928 amino acids. Gene Ontology annotation, molecular function: GTP binding; GTPase activity; microtubule binding. The transcript has 5 exons.
AUGGCCCGAGCGUUCCGAGUCCCCCUGUACGGCGCGGCGGUUGGAGCCGGCGGCGUGGGUUACGCAAACUACAAGUUUGAAGGUGUGCGGACUGCCACGCAAGACAUGCUGUCACAAGUGACGGACACGCUGGGCUCGGCGUACGACACCACGUCGUCGGCACUGUCGAGCGCAUUCGACACCACAUCCAACACGCUGGGUGCGAUCGGUUCGACCGUGUCUGGCGGUGUCACGGGAGCAGCAAACGAGGCCCAGAGCCGAGCCGACGCUUUCCGGCAGGGGACAAAGGAGUGGUGGGAAGCGUUCACCACCCAGUUUGUCCGCGAGGAGGUGAAGGCGGACGAGGACAAGGGUGGACGCAGCAGCGAGGCUGAGAGCUCGGAGCGGACAAGAGAAGAGCGUAAUGACCGCGGUCGCCCCAACGAGGAGCCAGAGGGUCCGUCGGGCGAGGAGGCUACUGUGCUCGGCCUGAGCGCGGCUGCUGUUGUAGCCAAGGACAGCGACGAGGACAAGGCCGCGGCCGACCCCUUUAGCGGUGGCGUUGGCCAGGAGCACCAGCUCUUGCAGCUCACUCGCAAGCUCAUUGAGAUUCGCACUGUGCUUCUCAGUGUUGACCAGAGCGAUGCGCUCAAGCUGCCGUCCAUUGUCGUCAUUGGCUCGCAGAGCUCGGGCAAGAGUUCUGUUCUCGAGGCGAUUGUCGGACAAGAGUUCCUCCCCAAGGGCGACAACAUGGUCACUCGCCGUCCCAUCGAGCUCACCCUUAUCCACACUCCCGUGAAGAAGGGCAGCAACCAGCCCUCCGAGUACGGUGUCUUCCCCGACAUGCCCCACCUCGGCAAGGUCACCAACUUUUCCACUGUCCAGAAGACUCUGACCGACCUGAACCUCUCGGUGCCCGCCGAGGUGUGUGUGUCUGACCAACCGAUCCAGCUCCACAUUCACUCCCCGCACGUGCCCGACCUCACCCUCAUCGACCUGCCUGGCUACGUGCAAAUCUCGUCCCUGGACCAGCCCGAGACGCUCAAGGAGAGCAUCUCCAACCUGUGCGACAAGUACAUUCGCGAGCCCAACAUUAUCCUCGCCGUCUGUGCUGCCGAUGUCGACCUUGCCAACUCGCCUGCUCUGCGUGCGAGUCGCCGCGUCGACCCUCUGGGCACGCGCACCAUUGGUGUCGUGACCAAGAUGGACCUCGUCAGCCCGCAGGCCGGUGCGCAGAUCAUCCGUGGCGACAAGUACCCGCUGCACCUGGGCUAUGUCGGUGUGGUGUGCAAGGCGCCCAAGAGUGGCGGCAUGUUCAAGUCGCUGCGCAGUGGCGGUGACGACCGCGUGACGACCGCUGUGCUCAAGCGCGAGGAAGAGUUCUUUGGCGGCGAGAACGGCCGGUACUUUAACCAGCGCGGACGCGACGGCGACAAGCUCAUGACCGGUACCGACACUCUGCGCCGGCGGCUCAUGGACGUGCUGGAGACGAGCAUGGCCGGCAGCCUGCACGGCAUCACUAACGCUGUGCAGCUCGAGCUCGAGGAGGCCAGCUACCAGUUCAAGGUGCAGUACAACGACCGUCGCACCACGCCCGAAGCGUACGUUGCCGAGACGCUCGACGCGCUCAAGGCCCGGUUCAAAGAGUACACGUCGCAGUUUACCAAGCCUGCCGUGCGGGCCAAGCUCACGAGCAUGCUCGACGACAAGAUGAUGGACAUUCUCGAGCAGCUGUACUGGAACGACGAGCUGCGCGCCGGCGAGCUCUCCAAGCUGGCUGACGACCGCAAGAUUCCCUCUGGCGAAGACCUCGACCCGUACUGGCGGUACAAGCUCGACACUGCGUCGUCGCUGCUCACAAAGUCGGGUGUGGGGCGCGACUCGACGGGCCUGGUAGCCGACGGCCUGCGCGGCCUCAUCGACUCGAUCGCGACGGGCGAGCCAUUCACGUUCCACUCGUCCGUCUCGGAACGCAUCGUCGACUUUUCGCACGCCAUCCUGCGCGAGCGCGUCGGCCUCACGGCCGACCAAGUGGAGAACUGCAUCAAGCCGUACAAGUACGAAGUGGAGAUGGACGGGCGCGAGUGGGAGCUGGGCCGCGAGCGCGCCGACCAAAAGUUUACCGACGAGAUUGUCAUGUGCGACUCGAAGCUGGCCGAGAUCCGCGGCCGCGUGGGCGGCAGCCGCCGCCUCAACGGCCUGAUCAAGCAUGUGGCCGAGCUGGAAAAAUUCCAGCAGGAGAGGCGGCGGCGCGCGGCGGCCGCGCUACAGACGAGCGACGGCAGCGGCAGCGAUGACAAGGACGCGGCGGUCAACGACGCCGACGCGCCCGUCCUCGACGCGUACAAGUAUUCCCCUGCCCAGGUCAUCGAUGGCCACAACGCACUCCUCCUGACCAACCGGUUAGGCCUGCUCAAGCUGCGCCAGCAGGCGAUCCGGUCUCGCCGGUGCCGUUCUGGGCCAGACCAGGCCGCUUUCUGCCCCGAGACGUUCCUCGCUGUCGUUGCCGAAAAGCUCGCAUACACCAGCACGAUGUUUAUCAACAUUGAACUCCUGGAGCAGUUCUUCUACCAGUUCCCGCGUGAGAUUGACUCGCGUAUCCUGUACGACCUGGACCGCGACGAGAUCAAGAAGUUUGCGCUGGAGAACCCGCGCGUCCGGACGCACCUGGAGCUCCAGGACCGCAAGGACAAGCUCGAGCAGGUGUUACGCUCGCUCCAGUCGCUGGUCAACCUCCAGGCCGACUCGCCGCGGCACGGCGCAGAUGGCCGGAAGCGCGAUGGCGGCCUCUUCUCCAAGUUCAUGUAG